AUGCUUGAUACAAUUUUCACGGAGACACACAAUCAUAGCCCUUUACGCACCGGCUCACAUCAUACUACAUUCGAUGAUCUUGUCCAGAUCCCACCUCAUGGAUUUCGCAAUAACCAGAUAACUCGAGAGGACCUCGAAGAUCGAAUCAAUGAAAAAUAUUCGAACAAAGUGGUGCAAAAAGUCGGGCUCUGUCUUUGCAUGUACGACCUCUUGAAAGCUUCGGAUGGCUUGAUCGGAAACGGCACUGGCAAUGCCAAUGUGAACGUCCGUUUUCGAAUGAUCGUCUUCCGACCAUUUAAAGGCGAGGUCAUCACCGGCACGGUCCAGAAGUGUACGCCCAAGGGCAUUCGAAUCACGACCCAAUUUUUUGAAGAUAUUUUUGUGCCUCAGACCAUGCUUUUCGAGGGGUCCGAAUACGACGAAGCAGAGAAGACAUGGGUGUGGAGAACAGAAGAGUCCGAACUCUGGUUUGAUGAAGGAACAAUUGUCAAUCUGCGUAUCGAGGCCGAGAAAUGGCAAGACCAGGGCCCAAAAGGUCCCAUCACGGACAGCGAAACUGAGACAGAGAAUGAAUGCCAAGUUCCUUACUCUAUAGAAGCUUCAAUGGCCGAGGCCGGCCUAGGAGGUGUUGAAUGGUGGUGA
Molecule: messenger RNA, 642 nt
Organism: Rhinocladiella mackenziei CBS 650.93
Lineage: Eukaryota; Fungi; Ascomycota; Eurotiomycetes; Chaetothyriales; Herpotrichiellaceae
Product: DNA-directed RNA polymerase
Exons: 7
Coding region: 1-642 (213 amino acids)
Biological process (GO): DNA-templated transcription; transcription initiation at RNA polymerase III promoter
Cellular component (GO): RNA polymerase III complex
Source: RefSeq, a predicted model, not a curated record